Molecule: messenger RNA, 1980 nt
Organism: Truncatella angustata
Lineage: Eukaryota; Fungi; Ascomycota; Sordariomycetes; Amphisphaeriales; Sporocadaceae
Exons: 2
Coding region: 254-1582 (442 amino acids)
Source: RefSeq, a predicted model, not a curated record
CAAAGUCAUCACAAUUAAACAUUUUACAGUUUGGAAGUACUGCGAUCAAUAUCGCGCCCCGAUAAGAUCAUGGAUUAUUUGCAUGAGCUCUUGUAUAUAUAUAAAUAUUUUGACCACGUAAUUGUCAGCCCUGUGAACCUUACAUCGUCGGUAAAAUCGACUCCGAGCUUGAGCCGAGAGUCAACCCCGCUUAUUCCUCCCAGCAGUGGAAAUCAUUUCUUGACCUCAUGUCUCGGUAGACAGAAUACGCAAUAUGAGCAGUACAGUUCACGAGAUUGAUCCAGAUGGAGAUGUUGUGUUGAUCCUGCGGAAUCCCAACGCACCUUUCGCGGUUUGGGGCGAAAUUGUAGAGCCGCUUGCCGCUCCAGCAUUUGAUCCAUCUGACCUUCAACUCCUGACCUGGGCGUCGGGGGUAAAGAAGAGUAAGAAUAACAAGAAGAAGAAGAAGAAGAAAAACAGAGGCAUCCCCCCAUUCAAGUCACUGGAUCCCGGUGAUGAACCUGUGCUUCUAUCUAAAGAGCCUGCACCCGCGGAACCUCCGCUUGAGGACGUAACCUUCCCGGAAGACGCAACCUUCCCCGAAGAUGCACCCUUCCCCGAAGAUGCACCCUUCCCCGAAGAUGCACCCUUCCCCGAAGAUGCACCCGAGCCUGAAGACGUACCCGCCCCUGAUGCUACUACUGCCGACAACGAUCCAUCUGAUUCUAUCCCUGAGGAACUUCCUUCAGAACAGGAAGUCGAAGUGCGUAUACGACUUUCCUCUAAACACUUAACAUUGGCUUCUAUAUAUUUUAAGAAAAUGCUUCAAGGCCCAUGGAAAGAAAGCGUUGCUUCGCCCGACUCAUGCCAUACGAUCGACGCGUCUGAGUGGGACGCUGAAGCAAUGUUGAUCUUGAUGAACAUCAUUCAUGGCCGUGCCCGAAGGGUCCCCAGAACUAUCAGCCUAGAGAUGCUUGCUAAGCUUGCCGUCCUCGUUGACUACUAUGACUGUCAUGAAGUGGUUACAUUGUUCGUGGAGGUCUGGGUCCAAAACCUGGAAACCAUUCCAAAGGAGUACUGCAGAGAUCUUAUUUUGUGGCUUGUUGUUUCCUGGGUUUUUUCCCUAGGAACUCAGUUCGAGACUAUAACGAAAGUUAUUCUAAAAGAGAGCGACGAACCAUUUCAAACAUUAAAUCUCCCGAUUCCGCAACGUAUAAUUGAAAUCGUUGAUCAACAGAGACAAGAACUCGUAGAACAGAUUAUCUUUGGACUUCAUAACCUUGUCUCAUACUUCUAUCGACGAGACAAUUGCUCAUUCGAGUGUUCUUCAAUGUUAUUAGGCGCACUUACUAAGGAGAUGCAUUCUAAUGGUCUUCUCGAUCCAAAGCCUACAAGACCGUUUCUAGGGUAUAGUGUCGCGAGGACAACAAUGACUGUACGAGAUUUCACGUCGCCGAAAUGGUGUAGUCUUAGGACAUCGAACGGUUUUGGGAGAUCUUUUAACAACGCACACCAGUGUACUCUUGCUGCCUUUAUGGAUCCCACUGUUAGCAGCUUGGUGGACGGCAUAGAAGGACUGAAGCUGAAGGAUUUUCAGUCCUGAUGGGGAUAUUUUGUAUAGCUUCUCCAGACCAUUUUCCUCUGCGUGUUUAAAGUCAGGGAGAUUCAGGACUUCAUCUACCCAAGAAACAAAGUACGGAUAUGUUACGAACAUGGUGUAAGGAGUUUGAAGCAGAACUGUACGACACAGACUACUGGAGGGUCUAGGAUCACGUGAUAUAUCACGAUAUAUCACCAAAAGUGCAAGAGUGAUCCAAAUGAUCCAAGUGAGCCAACACCUGGGAUCACGAUGGAUCACCAAGGAUGCAGAGUGGUCGAAGGUGAUCCAGGAGAAUAGUGAAGAAGACGGAUAUAUAAGAAUGGUUAUUUCCUAUGUAUAUUUCCUACCUAGACAGUCUCUACUUCAGUGAUCAAUCUAAGCAGCUGUCCUCUCCUGAUAGA